GUGGCAGGGCGGGCGGUGGCGCUGUGCAAGUUGGGCAGUUGGAGGGGAUGCGCUAAGCCGACGGGACGGGCGGGCUGAGCCCGUGGAGUUACAGUGUGGAGCCGGGAGUGCAUGGGCGCGCUGGGACCGGAGAGCAGAGCUGAGAGACCCGCAGAGAGCUGGACUCCAGCCGACGGGGCCCCGAGGAGCUAAUCCGGGGCGAGGCGCGGGGGGCCCCGGCUCGGAGGGACUAGCGCGUGGGGGAGAGGGGCGGAUUUCUCCGCGGGACCAGCCCGGCAGCAGUGCCCGUCUGGGGGAGCCGUAGCAGCUGCGCGGGGGGCCCUGGAUGCGGGCGGAGUGAGCCCUGCUGCCGGGGGACUCCAGCCCCGGGAGAUGGGAGCGUGAAACCGGCUGAGAACCAGGGCAGCGGCCGGCUGGAUUUACAGCACCGGGAGGAUUAGCGGCUCCCCGGCCCCGGCGCCCCCGGGCGAGGGGGAAGAUGGCCCUGCCGGAGGGGCGCCCCAGUCUCUGCAAGUGGCUCCUGGGCGUCCUGCUUGCCAUGUGCCGGCUCGCGGCGCCGCUGGCCAAGAACCUGGAGCCGGUGUCCUGGAGCUCGGCCAACUCCAAAUUCGUGGCUGGUAAAGGGCUGGUCAUCUACCCGGAGAUCGGGGACAAACUGGACAUUAUCUGUCCCAAGGCGGAGCUUUCCAGACCUUAUGAAUACUACAAGCUGUACCUGGUGAAGCGGGAGCAGGCAGAGUCCUGCAGCACUGUCAUGGAUCCCAAUGUUCUGGUGACUUGCAACCGGCCAGAGAAGGAGAUCCGCUUCACCAUCAAGUUCCAGGAGUUCAGCCCCAACUACAUGGGCCUGGAGUUCCAGAGGCAGCAGGACUACUUCAUCACAUCCACGUCCAAUGGGACUCUGGAAGGCCUGGAGAAUAGAGAAGGUGGAGUCUGCCAGACACGCUCUAUGAAGAUUGUCAUGAAAGUGGGGCAGGAUCCAAAUGCUGUGAUCCCAGAGCAGCUCACAACCAGUCGGCCCAGCAAGGAAUCUGACAAUACAGUGAAAAUAGCCACACAGAGUCCACGCCACAAGGUCCCUGUGGUGGAGGAUCCUGGGAAGCCAGGCUCCGUUAACCAAGAUGGGCAGAACACCCAAGGUAGCAGUGAUGGAUUUUUCAGCUCUAAGGUGGCAGUAUUUGCUGCAAUUGGUGCUGGCUGUGUCAUCUUCAUCCUCAUCAUCAUCUUCCUUGUUGUCCUCCUGAUCAAGAUCCGCAAGCGGCACCGGAAGCACACCCAGCAGCGGGCAGCAGCCUUGUCCCUUAGCACCUUGGCCAGUCCCAAGUGCAGCGGUAAUGCAGGUUCAGAACCCAGCGAUAUCAUCAUCCCUUUACGGACUACAGAAAAUAACUACUGCCCUCACUAUGAGAAGGUGAGCGGGGACUAUGGGCACCCCGUCUACAUUGUCCAGGAGAUGCCCCCUCAGAGCCCAGCCAACAUCUACUACAAGGUCUGAGGAGCAGUCUCGGCAACCUACCAAUGCAAGAGCACUAGAGAGCUGAGGGCCCUGGGGGCAGCCGCUGGCUCUCCCCGCUAGUGUGCUCGCUCUGUGAGGGAGGAAGUGAAAUGGACCCCAUGGCAAGACCAGGGGAGCGCAAGGGUCUCGCACCAGAUAGUGGAUCGCUCGCACGCUCUCGCUCUGUUUUCCCCUUUGUAUUUAGUUUUGUAGUUCUCAGCUUUUGUAAUCCCAAGACUCGAGGGUGGGCCUUCAGCAUCCUCUUCCUGCUUCAGACUGCAUCCUGACUCUAGACGCAUCUAGCCGUGAUAUGGCCCUAGCUGCGCACAGCAGCCAUUGUGUGUGGGCGCUGUGCCUUUCCUCACUCUGAUGCCCCUGGUGAUACCACAAAACUCUGCCCCCUCUUGUUUUGGAGAUGUCCCUUUCAGCUUUUCUAUCUAUAUUAUGUUAAGAAUUCUUAUGUUUGGGGCUGUGCCGGUUGUUGCUUUGGUCCAGGAUUGUCCAAGGAGUCGGAUUAACUUGUGAGCCCUAGAGAAGAACCUCCACUCACCUGAGGAAUGAGCAGCUUGUGGCAGCACUUUGCGUAGGCGUGCCAAGGACGUAGACCCUAUGCAGGGAGGAGGCUGACAAACCCAACCUACUAUUAUUAUUAUAAUUAUUUUUUAACUUUUGUAAUGUUUUUAUUUUUGUGAAAUAUUGGUGGGAUUCUGAGCCACCAACUGCAGCCUUCUGGCAUGCUCUUCUCCCUCUGCCAUGCCAAUCCCCUGGCCAUGCUCUGCCAGAACACGAACUCUUACCUUCUGCUGUCCUUGCCAUUUUAAACUUUUGUGUUCGGUGUGCAGCAGUCGACUCUUGUUUAUCUGCUUAAAUGGGGCGGGAAGAAGAGGAAAAAUAUAACUCAAAUGUUCAGUGCGUGAGAGAAUCCAGGGCUGUACCCCAUGCCACCCAGAGCCAGGAGCCUCCUCCCCUUCCACAAGACAGUAACCUUUGUGGGAACUCCUCCAAAGUUGUGUCUUCCUCAUAGCGUGUCCCUCUCCCGAUCUCAUUUCCUAGGACAGAGGCUGAGCUAUUUUCUCCAACAUCAGGGAGAGGGCAGUAGGACAGCAUUCACUGAUAGCCUCAGUCAGGCUGGAUCUGGGACUGGGCUGAGAGAAAAGGGUGGGAGCAUUCUGUAACUUAGUCACAGGCUUCAUUCUUGGCUCUGUCAUUUCAGCAGAUCCUGAAGCCGGUUUGUUCUUUGGGUUCAGGCCACAGAGCUUCCAUUUGGACAGGAAACGAAGUGAGUCAUGCCUGCUCUGAAGCCCGUACUUGAUACAUUCUCAGGAGGCUAGAGCAAGUGUGAAGAGAGCAGGAGAAGGUGGCUAGGAGGAAGAGAAAGCAAACUGCAUCGAUAUUGGGAGUGGGCAGAUAUUCACUGACCACAGCAGUUAGGCUGUUCUGGGGAGGUUGGUAUUCUGAGUAAGCUCAUAGGCCGUUUAGGCCCCCAUGUACCCCAGAAGCCUCACCCCUUCCACAGAGAGCAGCUGGGCCUCUUCUCCUGCUGACCCUCUUGUUUCUAGAACUCUUACACAUUUCCCUAGUGACUGCCAGGUAUGAGGCUUGUUUUAACCAUUGUACUGUCACCCUGGCUGGUCAUGCUCUUUGUGCAGGCCCUUCGGGAGGUGAAGGCAGAGACUUGCUAAGUUUCUUGCUGUGGCACAUCCAGGACCGGCGCUAGGGUUUUGAGCGCCCUAGGCAGACGGCAGUUUCACUGCCCCGCGCGCUG
Gopherus evgoodei (Goodes thornscrub tortoise) is the source of this 3260-nucleotide messenger RNA. It is a transcript of the gene EFNB1, whose product is annotated as ephrin B1. The record is from RefSeq and is a predicted model, not a curated record. Gene Ontology annotation, molecular function: ephrin receptor binding. NCBI's taxonomy places the organism in Eukaryota, Metazoa, Chordata, Testudines, Testudinidae. The transcript is spliced from 5 exons. Gene Ontology annotation, biological process: axon guidance; ephrin receptor signaling pathway. Gene Ontology annotation, cellular component: plasma membrane. The coding region runs from base 479 to 1495 and encodes 338 amino acids.